Messenger RNA from Aureobasidium pullulans EXF-150, 1846 nucleotides. RefSeq lists its product as uncharacterized. NCBI's taxonomy places the organism in Eukaryota, Fungi, Ascomycota, Dothideomycetes, Dothideales, Saccotheciaceae. The coding region runs from base 86 to 1564 and encodes 492 amino acids. The record is from RefSeq and is a predicted model, not a curated record. The transcript is spliced from 2 exons.
AUUUCGUCCUCUCCUCUCAAUCCCCUUUCGGUGACAACCAUUCUAUCCACCUUUUGAAUCUCUGUAUAGACAGUAGAGAGCAAACAUGCCUACCAAAAGUUUGCUACUGGUCUUUAUCCACGGCUUCAAAGGAGGAGACCACACUUUCGAUGGCUUUCCCGAUCACUUCAGAACUCUCGUGCAAAAUGCCCUGCCAAAGAUCAACGUAUUGUCCAUCGUAUACCCAAAAUUCGAGACUCAAGGCGAUCUAUACGAAUGCGUGACCAAGUUCCACGGAUGGUUACUCGACAAAUGCAUCGAUCUGGAGGUCGCAAACAAUACUCCAUCCCCUACUGUCGAUCCUUCGGUCAGAGUUGUGCUUGUUGGUCAUUCAAUGGGUGGUAUCGUAGCUGCAGAGACAUUACUCAGUAUCGCUCGCGAUCAACCAGUACCUUCAAGCCGAACUUUCUCGUCAACCCAAGACGACUCGGGAGUUGGCAACAAGACAACAUCAAACCCUACAUCUAAGAACAACAGCACUGUCAGUCUGGAAGUCCCCGAGUCUCAGGCUACUAGAUCCUCAUCCGCACCUCCUCAAGAGAAGCCGCCAAUUCCAUCUCAGGACACCGACCCAACUCAGGCUCCAGAGUUCUUAUUCCCUUACAUCCAGGCUGUCCUAGCUUUCGAUACUCCCUACCUAGGGAUUCACCCCGGCGUCGUAGCCCACGGCGCAGAAACCCACUACAACAACGCCUCAGCCGCCUACAGCGCCUACAACCAAGCUUCCCAAUUUUUCGGUCUCGGCAACUCCUCCAAAACACCGGCUCCUCCUACUAGAGUUCCCGCAGGCGCUCUUCCAGCCCCUGAAGCCGGUGCUUGGGGCAAAUGGGGCAAGUACGCAAUGUUUGCCGGUGGUGCAGCAGCUCUAGCGGCAGCAGGUGGCGCAGUAUGGCAAAACCGCGACCACAUCUCCAAAGGCUGGGCAUGGGCAGGCGGCCACCUCGAAUUCGUCGGCUGCCUAGCCCGCGGCGCCGAUCUAACAAAACGAGUGGAAAGCGUAGCCCAACUCAGCUCCUCCCACAAAAUCGCCUUUGCCGAUUUCUACACCUGUCUGGACCAACAAAAGCUGGGCAAAACGUACUAUUCGGAGCAGAUUUUGGGAGAGGAAAGAACCUUUUGUGUAGUGCCGAAGGAGGCGAAAGAACAACGAGGUGAAUCACCGCUUAAAAAGCGAAAGACUACCAAUAAUGUUGUGGAUAAGAAGCUGAAGUCUAAAGGAACCUGGGUCAAAUGCAUCAACGAAAAGGCGAAUUCGGAAAUCGCUGCUCACGUCGCCAUGUUUACGCCAAAAGAUAAUCCCGAUUAUUACGCCAUGGCCGACAGAGCGAAAGUUGUUUUGGUAAAGGCGGUGGAUAAGGAGUGGUAUGAGAGGUCUGAGCCUACACCUGAAGCGACUCCAGAGCCCGGGACUGACGCUGAGGCCGAGAAAGCUGAGGGUGAGAAGGCCGAGGUCGAGGUUGAGGUCGAGGUCGAAGAAGAGAAGCAGGAGCAGGAGCACUCGAGUGCUGAAGCUACAGAGACUUGAUGUUUCAUUGGGACGGUGGACUCUUGCAUUCGUCAUAUAGAUACCCUUUAUUGAAUAUUCACACAACGACUGACUAGUCUUGGCCGACUUGUCUUGACAUAAAGUCUAUAGAUCAAGGUCAAGAGAAACAUGAUGAACAUGGCACAAUGGGAUUUACCGAAGAAUGUCACAAGCGACCAGAAACAUGGUUUAAAGUUCUGAUUUGUACCACAAGAAGAAGUCAACAUAAGUGCGCAAGAACGAAGAAUGGUAUAGAGCGCGGAUGAGUGACUGAAACAAAAA